CUUCUUUACAUAAGUACUGUGUUUGACAUGGCCUCAUGCUGGCAGCGCGCUGCUUAUUGUUAUGUAACAAGGUUCUUGCUUGAAUUGUCUUUCGGCUUAUAUCAACUGACCUCUCAAUUUCACUCCCUUCGUGUCCGUCUUUCAAGACAAGUACUGUGUACUUGGUUUUUCUUGUUUCGUUUUUGUGAAUCUUAUUGUCACAUUGGUUACCGCGUGCUCCUAAACCGCUCACUUUAAGACUCCUUGUCUUCUCUAGUAAUCUCCUGCUGCGCAAUGUCUUCUACCGCGAUCUCGACGAUCAUGUAUCCAUGUCCCCCACCUACUACAAAUGUUCUUGACUCACAACAGCGCAUGCGUCUCAUACGUUCUGCCCGUAAAUUGGAGGCAGUUAUGGGUACCACACCCUACCUCCUCGAGGCAGACGUUCCUAUCGCACUCCUCCCCAUCGGUGUUAACAAAAAAACAGUAACGGGAAAAGCACUGAAGCGCCAGGGUUCCAUAUUCACCCAUCACCACAAGGGCUCUCCCUCUGUGACAUCAUUUAGCUCAGCCUCAACGGCAUCCUUCCACUCCCCAUCCGCCUCGCUCGUCUCGCUACCUUUGAGCAUGCGGAGCACAGACUCCCUCUCGGU
Molecule: messenger RNA, 632 nt
Organism: Suillus fuscotomentosus
Lineage: Eukaryota; Fungi; Basidiomycota; Agaricomycetes; Boletales; Suillaceae
Exons: 1
Source: RefSeq, a predicted model, not a curated record